AAGAAUUGCCUUGACUCUUCCCUUCAAACUCGCAAGAACCCUUCAUUGUCCCUCUCUCCAUCACUCCUCAGCUGUAAUCCUUCCCUUUCUUCAGUUUUUUUUUUUUUUUGUCCUUUCUUCUGCUAAUCCUGGACUAUCUUUUCUUAAUGGAAUCUAAAUUGACUUAAAUCCAAAAGAAAGAUAAAAGUCCGAAUUUGACCGGCAGCAUCCCGUUCCCGCCUGGUCAUCGCGUCGCUGCCGGCAUGGGCAACUGCUGCUCGGGGGGCAUUGGUCGCGGCGCCACGAAGGGGGACCUACAGAAAGUGGGGUCCGCCACGGAGAACAACGCAAGCAGUCCGGAGGGCAAUGCCACCCCAAACAAUAACGUGCCCGUCCUGCCGAAGAUGGCGACCCCUAAUCCCAAGCCCUCCAAGCCAGCCCCGGUCGGCCCCGUCCUCAACCGGCCUAUGGAGGACCUCAAGGCCUCGUACUCGAUGGGGAAAGAGCUCGGCCGGGGGCAAUUCGGCGUCACCUACUUGUGCACCGACAAGGCGACCGGGGAGCAGCUCGCCUGCAAGACGAUCGCCAAGAGGAAGCUCGUGAACAAGGAGGACAUUGAGGAUGUGAGGAGGGAAGUCCAGAUCAUGCACCACCUGACUGGCCAGCCCAACAUUGUGGAGCUGAAGGGGGCUCAUGAGGACAAGCGAUCCGUCCACUUGGUGAUGGAGCUGUGCGCCGGCGGGGAGCUGUUCGACCGGAUCAUAGCCAAAGGGAAUUACACGGAGCGUGCCGCCGCGUCGCUGCUCAGGACAAUCGUUCAGAUCGUGCACACGUGUCACUCUAUGGGGGUCAUUCAUCGGGACCUGAAGCCCGAGAAUUUCCUUCUGUUGAACAAGGACGAGGACUCACCACUUAAGGCCACUGAUUUCGGCCUAUCGGUAUUUUUCAAGCCAGGAGAUACAUUUCAAGAUGUAGUUGGAAGUGCAUAUUACAUUGCGCCGGAAGUUCUGAAGAGGAAAUAUGGACAGGAAAUCGACAUUUGGAGUGUCGGCGUAAUGCUAUAUAUCCUCCUUUCUGGAGUUCCCCCUUUUUGGGCAGAGUCGGAAACCGGGAUUUUCAAUGCAAUCUUGCGUGGCCACAUUGAUUUUAGUAGUGAUCCGUGGCCAUCGAUCUCGCCCGGGGCAAAAGAUCUCAUCCACAAGAUGUUGAACUCCGAUCCUAAGCAGAGGCUAACGGCUUUUGAAGUCCUUAAUCAUCCGUGGAUUAAGGAGGACGGAGAAGCACCCGAUACCCCUCUCGACAACGCGGUCUUGGGUCGCCUCAAGCAAUUCAGAGCGAUGAACAAGUUCAAGAAAGUGGCUCUUCGGGUCAUCGCCGGAUGUCUUUCCAAGGAAGAGAUAAGAGGAUUGAAGGAGAUGUUCAAGGGCAUGGAUACCGACAACAGCGGUACGAUAACACUAGAGGAGUUGAAGCAAGGGCUCUCGAUGCAAGGGACGAAGCUAUCGGAGUACGAAGUUAAACAACUGAUGGAAGCAGCCGAUGCGGACGGUAACGGAACCAUAGACUACGACGAGUUCAUUACAGCAACGAUGCACAUGAACCGGAUGGACAGAGAAGAGCAUCUCUACACGGCCUUCCAGUUUUUCGAUAAAGACAAUAGCGGGUUUAUUACAACAGAGGAACUCGCACAAGCUCUACGAGAAUACGGCAUGCAAGACGGAAGGGACAUCAAAGAAAUCAUUUCGGAAGUCGACGCCGACAACGAUGGCCGAAUCGAUUACGACGAGUUCGUGGCUAUGAUGAAGAAGGGGAAUCCGGAAGCGAAUCCGAAGAAGCGACACGAAGUAUUUGUCUGACGAUGCAAUUCCGGG
Messenger RNA from Rhodamnia argentea, 1850 nucleotides. RefSeq names its product calcium-dependent protein kinase 17-like. Gene Ontology annotation, cellular component: cytoplasm; nucleus. Gene Ontology annotation, biological process: intracellular signal transduction; peptidyl-serine phosphorylation; protein autophosphorylation. Gene Ontology annotation, molecular function: ATP binding; calcium/calmodulin-dependent protein kinase activity; calcium-dependent protein serine/threonine kinase activity. The transcript has 8 exons. Bases 243 to 1835 code for a protein of 530 amino acids. Lineage: Eukaryota; Viridiplantae; Streptophyta; Magnoliopsida; Myrtales; Myrtaceae. The record is from RefSeq and is a predicted model, not a curated record.